Messenger RNA from Amblyraja radiata (thorny skate), 2626 nucleotides. RefSeq lists its product as uncharacterized. The transcript is spliced from 5 exons. Bases 264 to 1079 code for a protein of 271 amino acids. NCBI's taxonomy places the organism in Eukaryota, Metazoa, Chordata, Chondrichthyes, Rajiformes, Rajidae. The record is from RefSeq and is a predicted model, not a curated record.
UGGACCAUCUUCUCUGUCUUAUUCACAUCCACUCAGCUCACAUGGAGAGGUGAAUGCAUUAGAGUGCCCUCAGUUUCAUGCUGACUGCCACUUACAGUAGUGAGCAAACACCAAUGGACAGUGCGCUGACCUUUCCAGUAACACCCAUUCUAAGAAAAUAACAGAAUGCAGGUUUUGAGAUGUGGUGAGUGCUGCAAUCUUUGACCAGUCUAAUCGCAGACUGCAACAGGAAGUCUUGUAAGCUAAAGCAGGGAAGAGAGAGCAUGAGACGGGAGCUACACGGAUUGGUUCAGCAAUGGAUUGUAAUCGUAUUAUUCUGGAUCUCACCGACCACUGCGCCACCACAGGCCAUGGUGACUGCCCAGUGUGCGGAGUCCGUGACAUUACCCUGCACAGCCAUCAGGGUGAAAAGCCAGACCUACAAGUUCGUCAACUGGUACAAGGUGGUAAAUCAGAAAGAGCUGAAGGGAAUUAUUUGGAAAGGUGGCGGCAAAACAAAGCUCUACCGCGACGUGGACCAGAACGUGACGAUUGGAGAACGAGACUCACUCACCAUUCAUCAAGUGAAAGAAGAAGACAGUGGAAUAUAUAGAUGCUCCAUGAUAGCUUCACUGGGAGGCACCAACCAGAAUGGUCAAAUAUCACUACUGGUUUCAGCCUGUCUAUUCCCAGGUGCAGACACAAGCCCUGCAGUGACUUUUCCCGGGACAUCCCUCAGCGCCUCACUGAACACCCCACCAGCAUUCUGCCUCUGUGUCAGCUCCCUGGUCCCACCUGCUGCCUGGCUGACCAUUCUGGUCGCUUUCAACAUCGUCAAAGGCGUGGUCUCCUACUGCAUUGUGCAGGUAUUAAAAAGAAUGAGGCGUCCAAAUGAGGAAAUCUCCCAACCAGAUGUAGACGUGGAGGAGGAGAUGGUGCAGUCUCUGAAGGAACACAUACAGAGGUUUUCCGUGAUGAAACAACAGCACAAUUUUGAAGCUGGUGCACAAACAGUUAACUCUUUCCAUUCUGGAAGGAAGGUCAGAAGUAUUUCCCAGAUGGCCGCCAGCAGGGAGAGACAUAUGGUCGCACUUUCCUGACUCCCUGUCCACUGGUGUCUGAGUCUCACAGUAAGUCUCUCUGUACCAUCAAAUAAAUCAGGAAAUCACAAGCUAAAGAGACCAUUGACCAUGAGAGGCCUCUGCAUUGGUCCAGAUGCUGAGAGAUGCAGCUUGUGUGGGACUGAGAUAUCAAUUGAUGGGAAGUUGCUGGAGUGAAACAAGACAGGAAAGAACUCAAUCCCACCCGAGGGCGAAGCCUGCUAGAUUCAUCUGGGAGAGAAUAUUCCACAAAGUACAGCAAAGCCCACUACCACGGGGCAACACGCUUGCUGCUCUUUCUCCAGCAGUCGCUCCUCUCAAUCAAAUUCCCAGUGCAAGUACUCCCACCUGCACUUCACCAGAGUGAAUGAAAUUACAUCACAACAUCCCGACUUGGAACUACAUUGUGGGUCAUUUAUCAUCCCUGGGUUUAAUCCUGGAACCCAUCCCCCAAAGGCACUGUGCAAGUGUCUUCACCAGAAGCACUGCAGUGACUGAAGAAAUGGUUCAUCACCAUCUCCUCAAUUUGAGAUGGUCAAUAAGUGUGGGUCUAAUGCCCAGAUCCCAGAAAAUGACUUUAUUCCCUUUGCAUAUGGUGCCUGUGUGACUGGUAGUGAGCAGCGAACAGGGGAUAGGUUAGAGGUUUGCUGUAGAUGGUCCAGUGAGGAAACUAUGAGCCAUAACCCUCACAGAAACAGUAGUCCAGCCUUGAGAAAGUAACUAAAGGUUGUCCUCCAGAUUAUUAUCCAUCUCAAGGAUUACCACCUUGGUAAGCCUGAGCAUGCAAACACAUUGCACACUGUGGCGUGACAUGAAGUCUCUGAAGAGUCUCUGUGCUUUGUAUCCCACAGAUGGUCUUCUCUGUGAUCUCUGCCCACAGGUCCCAGGCCCUCCCUGGGCAAUAAGCCAUGCUCAGUUCACAGCCUGCAUUAAUGGAGUGGCAAUGGUGUCACCUUAUGGGUGAAUGAGGGUCUGAGAAAGCACUCCCACCGAGUGUUAACCAGUCUAUAGAACUUGGCCAGUAUUUUGAUGGCUGUUGUCUGCUCAGUUGCAUCCCUUUAAAUAACAAUAAAUACAGUACAGUAGCCCAGUCUACCUCCAGCUUUGCCGAAACUGGAGGUCAAAACAAGAACAUUAAAGGUGCAAUUUAUGAAACUGGGAAACUGGUGCAACGUGGCUAAUAGGUCAUUGAAUGCAAACCAUCAGACUCACUUAAUACUGCCAGAUCUUCUGAUGGGUCUGAUUUCACACAAAAAUAAUCACAGGAAUGAUCUAUAAAAGGUGAAAUGAACUUUGUGUGAUUUACUUGUAAAAAAUGUGUGUGAGGCGACCCUGCUUCUUGCUUAGUUGUAUUUUUGUGGUGACUCCUGCUACAGCUCUUGGUCAGCCCACCCUCCAGAGCAGCAGCAGUGUACAGUAUAAGGCAUCCGAUCACCCCUAUGUACACGCCGUCUUUCUUCUAUGUACUGCAGCACUCAGACCACUAAGGACACAUGCCCAGGAUUUUGUCUGUUAAGCCAAUAAAGGUAUUAUUCUGAUUAAAGUAA